This is a messenger RNA of Gossypium raimondii (Peruvian cotton), 1287 nucleotides long. Its product is annotated as iron-sulfur assembly protein IscA-like 1, mitochondrial. Gene Ontology annotation, biological process: iron-sulfur cluster assembly. Gene Ontology annotation, molecular function: 2 iron, 2 sulfur cluster binding. Lineage: Eukaryota; Viridiplantae; Streptophyta; Magnoliopsida; Malvales; Malvaceae. Gene Ontology annotation, cellular component: mitochondrion; cytoplasm. The record is from RefSeq and is a predicted model, not a curated record. The transcript is spliced from 6 exons. Bases 451 to 900 code for a protein of 149 amino acids.
AAAAGUUACAGUGACUGAAGAGAAAAUUUACCCUUUUCCCUUUGCUCUUCUUCCUUCUCCAUUUGCCCUCGCCGCAGCCUUCACUCCACUAUGCAGUCAGCCAUCGCCGACGUCCCUCGGGCCAACUGAUACCAUCGGAGUGCAGCUCUCUUCCUCCUCAAUCUAUUUUCCGGCUUAAAGUCUCUCUCACUCUCACCGCUGCCGCCGACAUCGUAAAGAUUGUUCGUGUCGAUCUUCUCAGUACUUAACUGUAUCUACUCUAUCGCUUCCGUGAUUUAGAUUUGGCUCUCAUUUCAGAUUUUUAGUAGAGCUCUCUCUGGUUUUUGUUAGCUUCAUCUUAUUGAAAAUCAUCUCUAAAAAGUUUCUCUUUUGAGGACAUCAAUAGUGUUCGAAGGGGGGCUUCAAUUGGUCCUUCGAUUGACUUGGUCAUUCAUAUCCACCCAAGAAAAAAUGAUAAUGGCCUCGAGUAGAUUUGUUCACAAAUCCAUGGCUUCUCGAUUAUUCGCUACUGCCACAGAGAAAAUCGGACAACUGGCUUUGAGGCGACAAGUUCUGGCGUUGACCGACGCAGCAGCCUCCAGAAUACAUCACCUUCUUCAACAGCGGCAAAGAUCGUUCCUUCGAUUGGGUGCUAAGGCUCGUGGCUGCAACGGUUUAUCUUACACCCUCAAUUACGCCGAUGAGAAAGGAAAGUUUGAUGAAUUAGUUGAGGACAAGGGCGUCAAAAUAUUGAUUGAUCCAAAAGCUUUGAUGCAUGUGAUUGGGACCAAGAUGGAUUUUGUAGAUGAUAAACUGAGGUCUGAGUUCAUUUUUAUCAACCCAAACUCCAAAGGGCAAUGUGGAUGUGGCGAAUCUUUCAUGACAACAGUUGGUAGCACAGCUAAGCAGGGUGGUAAUUGAGGAUUUCAACACCCAUUUAAAGAAGAGUCUGAAAUCAUGCCAGGACUCCGACACACAGAUCACCAGCAAGUCACUAAGCAAGAACGGGACGGUGGUAAUGGAGCAGCAUUCACUGUGAGCAACAAUAACAAUGCUACAGUAAAGGCUAAAACGGGAACCCGUAAAGAGAUCAUAAGUCAUAACACACGGCAAUGUUCAAAGAAAUGAUGAUAAACAGACAAGAACCGCAAAUGUGAAAAUUGUUGGACUGGAAAUGAAGAACAAGACAUGAAUGCACAACUGAACUAAAUUGAAUAUAUCCAUGUAAUAAUUCAAGGUAGAAAAAGAAUUACAUUCCAGUUUCCAACUGGAAAUACACAGACACAAAUAAAUGGUUCAUUUUCCUUA